AUGCCCCGGCAGCGGCUCCGCGGCUCCCGCAUCCUCGGCACCGCCCGCCGCCGGGAAACGCGGAUUUGGGGGGUGACACAAAAGCGCUGGGGCCCUGAUGGUCAGAGGACAUGCACAGGCCUUCAGCGGGAGAGUGGUGUGUGGGGAAAAUCCAGCCCUACCAAGGAAUCUCUGCCUUCCCAAAACACGGCAUUGAUUUCACCAGUAAUCAUUGCACAGAUUGAUGAGGAGAAGCCCUCUUUGCCUAUGCAGGCCCUGAUCCCCCAGCCCAGAGCUUGUCACACAGAACCAUCGUGUCCUAACCAGGGCUCAGCCACCAAAAAUGUUAGCAGAACAUUUUUGGUGCUUCCCAGCCGCUUAGAGAUUCAGGCAUCCUUAGAAGACACCAUGUCACCGUCGGACUCUCCCAGUCCCAAGCAGUGUCCAGGCCAGCAGAGAGGCUUUGCCUCCAUCACUGUCACAGCCAGGCGUGUUCCUGUGGGCUCUGGAGACCUGGCACGUGGCCCUGGGGCUGGCCAGGAGCCCAGCACCGUGUCCCCCACGUCCAGCAAAGUCCCCGCUCUCCUCGAGCGCUGGCCUCCCCCAGCCCGCACAAACCACCCUCCUUUAAAGGCUUCCAAGUCUUGCUCAGAAUUGGGUGAAGAACCCCAAAAGCAGCUUUUUGACCCUGGAAUCAAGGAGGAUGGCGUGGGUCUCCAAAGCAGUGAUGGGAGGGAGAAAAUGCCACCUUUGUUCAUCUCCUGUGUCCAGCUCCAGGUGUCUGAGCCGCGUCCAAACACCAUCUAUUAUUUGGACAAGUCGCUCAGUGUGUGCAUUGACCAACCUCCAGUUAAAUGCCAAAAAAUGUACAGAUCCACGUUGUCCUUGAGCCUGAAGUGCAGUUUGUCCGGAUUAACAGCAGAUGGAGUAGAUGGCAUAGCUAAUGGAGAGCCCAUGGAGGAGAGAGCUCCAAGGAAGCUCCCAGGAGCACGCGGGGCUCCACUCAGAUCCUACCUGAGAGCAGACAUCACGGGAAUUAAGGUAAUUAAGGAGGAGAAAACAAAGGAAGGACAUUUGGGUCGUAAAUACCCUUUGCAAAGUGCCUUUGCCUCGGGACUUCCAGCAUUUGUGGAUAUUCCCAGAGGACCUCACAAGGCAGCAGCAGAGGAAGAGGAUGAGCAGCCUGGCAGCCACCACACUGUGUUUUCCCUCCAAAUUCCUAAUUCAAGCAGUGAGGCAGGAACACCAAUGCUAUCGGGAGGCAGGAAGAGGAGCAGCACAACAACCCCUGGCCCCCUUCCAGUUGCAGCCUCCAGAGAAACCAUUGCUGCUGCUCCUGAUGGCUCAUCCAGCAGGGCAGAUCCCUCCAAAGGCACCUCCAAACCCAAAGAGAUCCAAGCACAGGGUGUCCUGAAACCAAAAAUGUCUGUCUCCAGCAGCGUGGAGUGCAACAUAAAGGCAUCAUCAAGAAUCCUCUGGGAAGAAAAUGUUCACGGGCAAAAGCAGCUCCUAAAAAGCAAUUAUGAAUUCCCUGCUCCGAGGAACAGAACAAAGGAGCUCGAGGCACAGGACGAGCGGGAGCGGGGCAGGAGGGUGGCACUGUCCAGGGUGACACUGUCCAGGGUGACACUGUCCGGGGUGCCACUGCCCAGGGCAUGCUCUCCAGGUGUGACCUGGGACAAAAACCUGCUCACCUGGCCAGAACCCCGCUCCCAGCUGGAAAAAACUCCAGCAGCCCCAUGGACACUGCGGGAAGCCCUGGAGCUGCACAACCCUCAGUUCAUCUCCCGCUCCCAGCAGAGGCAGAAGAGGCUGCAGCUCAUGGUGCAGCUGAGAAGGGCCCAGCACAGGGAGGCUCCCCCAGGCACCCCCCGAGCUCUGGAUCGCAAGCUCUCCACCUCCACUUCCAGCAGGAAGAGGCAAUUCACCAUCCCCGACCCUCUCAGUGAUAACCUCUUCAAACCAAAGGAGAGAGUCAUUCCUGAGAAGGAGAUGCACAUGAGAUCUAAAAGGAUUUAUGACAAUUUACCUGAGGUUAGAAAGAAACAAGAAGAGAAGCAGAAGAGGAUCAUCAUCCAGAGUAACAGGCUGCGUGUGGAGAUGUUUAAAAAGCAAUUACUGGACCAGCUCCUCCACAGAAACACGGAGUGA
Pyrgilauda ruficollis (rufous-necked snowfinch) is the source of this 2130-nucleotide messenger RNA. It is a transcript of the gene CUNH10orf90, whose product is annotated as chromosome unknown C10orf90 homolog. NCBI's taxonomy places the organism in Eukaryota, Metazoa, Chordata, Aves, Passeriformes, Passeridae. Gene Ontology annotation, cellular component: cytosol; centriole; centrosome. Gene Ontology annotation, biological process: regulation of centriole replication. The transcript is spliced from 9 exons. The record is from RefSeq and is a predicted model, not a curated record. Bases 1 to 2130 code for a protein of 709 amino acids.